AAUGGCAGUGUUUGUGCGACCGACGUUGUGAGUAGUAGUGUAUGAGUGUGUGCGGUUGUAACCGUCGGUCAGUGGUGUACUUUCGGAAAGAAGCCGGCCCGAAAAUGUAAGUGAAGUAGACAGUAGUUGUGCAGUUGAAAUGCCGGCUUUUGGUUGUGAUGAAGUGCAGUGAUAAUUGUUGAGUUGCCGACAAUGCCGUUUGUGCAGCGAGUGGUGCAACCGGUGCAGUUGAGUCGUGUACUCCUGCACGACGAGCAGGGUCGUCCGCGAGUGAAAGAUGGCGAACUGGAGGCGGUGACCAACCACACCCUAAGCAGCGCCCUCCGCCAGCUAGCCAGUGUCGUCCUGCUUGCUGACGAAAUAUUCCAGGAUCUCGGCAAGAUCCUCGGCGAUGUCACCGAACGAUCGAAACGACUCAGGGUCAGGAUAGCCGCUGUUGACCAGAGGGUUUCCGAGUUCGACCCCAAAGCUGUUACAGUCCCUGAAAGUGACCUGACGAUAUUCUCGAGCCGGAAGGAGCACUUCAGCCGGCCGCAAUGCGUGGAGAAGGGUCUGUUCACACCGGGCAGCCGUCCGGUGGCGCUGCGACGGAUGUACGAGGCGGCUGCAGCCACUCCGUUGCCCGUGGUGCGGCAGCUAGAUCGCUACCGGCGCGACGGACUGCGCAGCUCGCGGUUCUUCGCCGUCACGCCUGUCCUGGCCGGCGGGCGGCGACGCACAAGGCAGACUACCAAGGUCGACGAUAUCGACAUCGAAACCAGAACGCCUGCAGUUGUGUCGAAACUUCGGAUGUGGACAUCCUUGGAGGCACUGGGUGACGUCACUGUGGAUCCCGACUGCACUCAUAAGAUAGACGCAUCAGUUGGCAAUGAUGAUGUUGAUCAUCGGCUUCCUUCACCUGAAGAACAAGUUCAGGCUAUUGCUCUAAAGUUCCCGGCCGAAAUCGUGAAGGUGGACGUGAGUGGACGCAGCUUCAACCGGAUGAGUGCGUUCCGACGCUCUCUGAUGCACGUGGAGUCGGGUGACGACACGCGACGUCGCGGCAACAAGUCGCGACGCAGUCGCAGCAAGCGACGCAACACCAUUGCCGGCACCGACACCAAGGAGUUGGCUGCCAUUGUUUGUGACUCGUCGGACACAAACUUUGGGAAGUCGACUCCUGAUUCGGUGGCGUGCGGUGCGAGUGUGAUCGGCGGCGGCGGCGGCGCAGAGAAGAAGUCGCACCUGGAGAGUCUGAAGGAGUGGGGUCGCUCGCGACUGCGACUCAUCAAGAACAGCGAGCCGGCCGUGCGGCUGCGGGAGCGGUCGCUGUCGUCCCGCCGCAAGUGGGCCGACAAGGAGACCGGGGAGCCGCACCCGCACUCCUCAUCCGGCAACUGGAGCGCCUCCUCCGAGAGCGGCCAGUCUACCGCCACCAGCCAUCAUCCUAGAUCAAGCAUCAGCAGUGGCAGCACAUGCCAGAAGCACGGCCGGAGAACGGUGAUGGUGUCGACGUCAUCGUCGGUGACGUCAGAGAGCACACUGACGCCGGAUGACGGCGAGACGUGUUCGAUGUACUCGUGCGACACGGAAGGCUACUACACGUCGUUCCACAUGGACAGCGGGCUGAAGACGCUGAGGGAGGAGGACCCGAUGCCCGCGCUCCAGUCGACAUCAGCCCUGUCGGCCAGUCGGCUCAACAGCUCCUCGUUGACGGCUGACAGCGAGUAUGAGCUGUUCGGCAAGGGCUCGACCUCCACCACGGCUAGUUCCGCUGGAACGGUGUGCACCACCCUCAUCAUCCCUCCUCCCUCUGUCCCCGAGCGCGUCAACAGCCAUCUGUCCACAGAGCGCAGCGUCAAGUCCCUCACCAACCUCACCUCUGACAAAACACCGCCUCACAACAAAGACUCGCCCUACUACAAAUCCAACACCGACCCCUGUCGCGGCAGGAGUGUGAGUGACGCUCGAAAAAUCGAACCUCCCGUCAAAUCGAAUCUCACUAAAGAAAACGUGUCCAAACUAAAAGAACAAUACAGCGAUAACGUACAACCUGACAAGAACUGCAUGAUCAUGGUUGAAGUACAUCACGAAGGUGACGACGAUAAAACCGAGAAAUGUGGAGAUUCGCCUGAUAGUGGUCACAACACGUGCAGCUCUCCUGUUGACUCAGUCACCAGUCCGUCACUCGACCUCGAAAUGUCGGAAUGCUCAGAUUUGGAAGGUGUCGAUAGGGUCGAACGAAUCCGUGUCAAAACAACCAUAAAUUCUAGUAGAAUACCAUCGAUGUGUGUGAUUACGCCUCCACAGAGUGACGAUGAGGUCAGUUUGAGUGCUAUGAAAACAGCACCUGUUGAUAUCGGUGACUAUGUGACGAUCGCUGAUGUGAGGAAAUCCUCCACGGCAACCCCCACCCCAGUUCCCACUUCACCUGUUCUCACCAGAGAAUCUGAGUAUGUAUCACUCAACGAACUGCCUACCAAUGAUUCUCUAGAGAGGAAACGCAGACAGGGUGCUAGGGUUACACUGGAUUCUGAGGGGAAAGUUGUUUAUUCGUCUGAUAGUUUGAGGAGGCGGAAAGCCAUUCACACAACGGGCACUUUCGAUCCAGGUCCCAACAUUGCCAAAACAUCAAGUCCUGUCAUGCAACAUCGUGUUGUCAACAUUCGCCCGGUUGUGACUUCCAACAGUCCGAUACUCAGGGGAGAACGGAGGUUAGCAUCUGUGACGACUCUCACUCCUACUACCCACAAAAUAAUUGCGGCAAGCCAACAGAAUAUUUCUAGGCCACUAUCACCUUUGGUCGGUAAUAAGAAGAUUAUUGUAAAUGAAUCUACGACUAGUACAUUGUUGAGUAAUAAAACGGACACGUUGAAGAAGGUAGAUAAUACAUCGGUGAUUCCUAAUAACAAUCAAACAAAUACAGGGCUGGUAACGGUGGCUGCACAGAGGAGAACGAGUCCCUCCAACCAGAAGCAAUACUUUCCGAAAUCAUCGUAUGGUAACAUGUCUCCUGUAGCAACAUCUAAUCGACCGAUGUCGCCUCUGGUACUAGCGAGUAGCCCGAAAAUCACCAACAUUUCGAACGGGCGGAGAUCUCAGACACCACCCACCAGUCCCGUCAAGUCGCCGACACUGUCUUCGAGACCUCUGUCGCCGAAAAACGUGGUGAAAGCGAGCCCGAAUCGAGCCGUGAGUCCGACGUCGCCGAGAGGGGCCUACGUGCGGGUGAAGGACGCGGAUGACGACAGCAAAACGGUGAAGAGAAGUGACAGCUAUCGCAUGGCCAACGACCAGACCAAAACCGUCUUCAAUCCGAAUGUGCUCGGCCGCAAACAGUACGGAGCUGGCAUCGUGGCUGGGCCGAAGCUGCUCACCGCCAUUCAAAGUGUUCAAACAAACAAAGAGAGCAAGACAAGAGGAGAAGGGUCUAGCAGAGAAGAAGAUGGAGCAUCAUCGCCGCCGCGACAGUGGCAGGACACGUGGCCGCAACGACACGUGACCCCGCAGAACGAGGUGCGCUCAUCCACGCCCACCAAGCCAAACACACCACCCAUGAACAUCACCACCACCCUGUCCCCCAUCCGCAGCUCAACACCCACCCGAUCACCCAUGGAUCUCUACGCAAUCAUCCACCAAUCAAAAAAGAAGAUCAUGAAGCUCAAGGGCAAACAAUCACCUGAACCUGCAGAAACACCGACCAGUAGUGGUGGUAGUAGUAGUAAUCAAGUCAACUGGCCCAAGUGCAUCCCAACAGCACAGUUGAAAGGUAGUAAUGUGCUGGAUCAAUCCCACGAGCAAGUGAGAAUCCCCUUCAAUGGCCAGUAUCAAAGACUGAGUGCUUCUCCUACUCCUAGUCCUCUGUACACGGAUAGGCAGGGUGGUGUUGUAGGGGGAGGAUCAUACACUCUACCAAGAAAGUUGAGCUCCUCCUCCCCACCGACAAAAAUAGAAAACGUUAGUAGAUACUCUCCACCUAACCGGUCUCACCUUUCUCCACCACAACCAAUGCCCAAUCUCCCUACCAGAAACUAUGCCUCGCUAGAUAGAAAAUUCUCCCCAAAAGCCAACUUCCGCCAGCCAAUUCCAAGCAACUCGUCUAGAUUAGGUUUGUCUCAUUCCACUUCGCGGAAUGACUUCAAACAGCUUCUGCUUCGCACCGGCUGGAGUGCUGGUUCUCCAGGAAAGCCUUCAGCUGUGGAACGUCUGAAGAACAGUAAGCCGUCUGUGCCAGCUGUACCGUCUCCCAAGAGGAAGACAUGGAAGUCUGACGUCCUCUCCUCCACAAUCCUCGAAGAUUGUGACGAGGCUGAUGGACAAAGUCAGCGAGAGGUGAAUGCCAUUCUGCAGGCAGCCAGUGCCAGGGAUCGUUUAGCUGCUACCAUUCCCAAGUCCAGUGCCUUGGUCAGUCAGCAGUGUAAAGAAUUCCAAGCUAGGUCCAGUCCAACUUUGGAAACUGCUUUGUAGUUUCUGUAAGCAACUGCCUUUUAUCAAUAUUAUUAGUAGUAUGCCAAUAGGAAACUGACAUUGAACAAUUUACGAACGUGAUUUCAACAAUAGAAGAAGGGUAUUUUACCUUAUUUCAAAUAUAUUAUUAUUCAAAGAUUUGCGCUCCAAUCUAUGUUUUUGCUACUUGAAAUUGUCAUGUAAUUUGCAACGUCAAAGUUUGCUCUACAUAAUACUGUGUUACACCUAAAUGAAAAAAUUAAAGCAUCAUCGCGGAGAUACCGGUACUAUCAUAGUAGUUUUCUUAACAUAUUCAUCGAUUUUGGUUUUGUUUAGAUGUCUAGAUUCAGCUAUAAUUUCUUAUGUUCUCAAGAACAACAUGAAAUAUUCACAAAUAGUAAUAAAAGUAGUUCUAAUUCUAUUUUAUAGCGCUCCUCUCGGAAAACUUAUUAAGAUAAUUUUCAUAACCUACGCCUUCUUAUCCUUGGAGUGAGAGGAGACAGGUUGGUGGAUGAGUACCGCGGUACCGCAGCUUAUUAUUGUGUGUGAAAU
Nilaparvata lugens (brown planthopper) is the source of this 4977-nucleotide messenger RNA. It is a transcript of the gene gukh, whose product is annotated as mucin-17. NCBI's taxonomy places the organism in Eukaryota, Metazoa, Arthropoda, Insecta, Hemiptera, Delphacidae. The transcript is spliced from 7 exons. The coding region runs from base 193 to 4446 and encodes 1417 amino acids. The record is from RefSeq and is a predicted model, not a curated record.